Messenger RNA from Cryptotermes secundus, 3107 nucleotides. It is a transcript of the gene Adsl, whose product is annotated as adenylosuccinate lyase. Gene Ontology annotation, molecular function: (S)-2-(5-amino-1-(5-phospho-D-ribosyl)imidazole-4-carboxamido) succinate lyase (fumarate-forming) activity; N6-(1,2-dicarboxyethyl)AMP AMP-lyase (fumarate-forming) activity. Gene Ontology annotation, biological process: 'de novo' AMP biosynthetic process. The transcript is spliced from 9 exons. The record is from RefSeq and is a predicted model, not a curated record. The coding region runs from base 244 to 1701 and encodes 485 amino acids. NCBI's taxonomy places the organism in Eukaryota, Metazoa, Arthropoda, Insecta, Blattodea, Kalotermitidae. Gene Ontology annotation, cellular component: cytosol.
AGAUUGUUAAACAUCUGACCUUUUUAUUCAGUGCUAAGGUUAUCUUUGAUGUAAUCAGUAAGGCAUAAUGUCCGUCUGUUUAUAUUUAUGCUCAUAUUUAAAAAGAGAAACACUAAAGCACCGCCAGCAGGAAAUAAUUAGUUCGUCAGAAGUGGUAGCAUUGUACAGCGGCAGACAGAGUGUGUCAUGUGGAAGUGUUGAUAGUGUACUUUCGUUGUAAUUAGUUUAGUGACAGCAUUAAAGAUGAACGAAGGUUACAGUGAAAAUAAUGAAUUCUGUAAUUACCGAUCCCCACUCUCAACAAGGUACGCAUCGAAAGAAAUGCAGUACAACUUUAGUGACAUGAAGAAAUUCUCCACAUGGCGUAAGCUGUGGGUGUACCUUGCUAAAGGGGAGAAGGAAUUGGGGUUGGAUAUUACUGAUGACCAGAUUUCAGAAAUGGAGGCUCACAUCUAUGAUAUUGAUUUUACAAAGGCAGCAGCUGAGGAGAAAUUGACUCGUCAUGAUGUCAUGGCCCAUGUCCAUGUCUUUGCAGAACUGUGCCCCAAAGCUGCUGCCAUCAUUCAUCUGGGUGCAACCUCCUGCUAUGUGGGAGAUAACACUGAUCUCAUAAUUCUGCGUGAUGGGUAUGAUCUUCUGCUUCCCAAGCUGGCUGGCUGUAUUCACAGGUUAGCUGGGUUUGCAGACCAAUACAAGAGCUUACCAACCCUUGGUUUCACUCACCUUCAACCUGCUCAGCUGACAACAGUUGGUAAACGAGCAUGUUUAUGGCUUCAAGAAUUACUGAUGGAUGAAAGGGCACUACGACGAGCCAGAGAUGACUUGAGGUUUCGUGGAGUGAAGGGUACAACUGGCACUCAGGCAUCAUUCCUUCAGCUAUUUAAUGGAGACGGUUCUAAGGUUAAGGAACUUGAUCAGCUUGUGACUAAGAUGGCCGGUUUCCAGCGCUCCUUCAUCAUCUGUGGCCAGACAUAUUCCCGUAAAGUGGAUGUCGAGAGCAUUGCUGUUCUCAGCAGCCUAGGGGCCACUGUCCACAAGAUUUGUUCAGACAUCAGAUUGUUAGCUAACAUGAAGGAGUUAGAGGAACCUUUUGAAACUACACAAAUUGGAUCUAGUGCAAUGCCAUACAAGCGUAAUCCUAUGCGCAGUGAGAGGGUUUGUUCCAUUGCCCGUCAUCUGAUGACUCUUCAGGGAAACACUUUACAAACUGCAGCCACCCAGUGGAUGGAGCGUACACUUGAUGAUUCAGCAAAUAGGAGGAUCACACUGGCUGAGGCUUUCCUGUCAGCUGACAGUAUACUUGUGACACUGCAGAACAUUUGUGAGGGCAUUGUCGUGUACCCCAAAGUUAUUGAACGUCACAUCAGGCAAGAACUUCCCUUCAUGUCUGCUGAGAAUGUUAUUAUGGCUAUGGUAAAAGCUGGCGGAGACCGGCAGGUGUGCCAUGAACAAAUUCGAGUGCUUUCCCAGGAAGCCGGAGCACAGGUGAAACAGCAUGGGCUGGAUAAUGAUCUUGUAGAAAGAAUACGCAAGUCUCCAUAUUUUGUGCCCAUCCUACCUUAUCUUGACACUCUGCUGGAACCAUCAACAUUUGUGGGAAGAGCUCCUGAGCAGGUGACUGAAUUCCUUCAGGAAGAAGUGUAUCCAGUUCUAGAACAAUACAAGGGACAAAUUGGAAAACCUGCUGUACUAGAAAUAUAGUACUGCCAUACUAAGUAGUUAUCCCUAAGAUGGAAGGAACGAUGAUGAGAUAUUCUGAUAGUCAUCACUAAGCAGGUGUGAUGUCACCUCACUCCCAGGACUGCAUGCUGUGCGUCUGUUGGUCCUGUGUAUGGUACUCCCAACCUGUUGAUUGUCCCAGCAUGAAUGUCUUUUUGCCACCUAAGACUGAACAGAUCUAUGAUGUCAUGUAUAUGUGAAUUUUGGUUCUGGUUAGUAACAUACUGAUUGUAUUCAUAUUUCUUUUAUUAAGAGAAAGUAAUAAUGUUUUUGAACAGACAGGAUUUUAUAUAAAGAUUGGCGGUAGGUUGAUAUGUCUCUCAGUGGAAUCCUUAAAAGUACAUAUACUUAUAAGUAAGAGGGGGGGGGGGGUGGAUACAAAUGAGAAGACAAUAAUGUCUAAAUUUAAUAGCAAUUUCUAGAAGAGACUAGUAUCUUUCAGUGUAUUGAUUCAUAAAAAACAUAUUUUGACACGGGUGGUUGUAUAGACCUGUUAGUAUGUCUAUAAAGAACAUUAUAGUAUUACAUAAUGUGCCAUUAGGAAAUCACAACAUAUGCUUUUUCUUGUCAGCAUCGAAUCUGCAGAUAAACUAGUUCUAUAUUUGUGAUACUCUGUAGUUUUCAUGCUUAUUUUAUCAGCAUAUAUGCUGGGUAAAACAGGCUAUCUUUUAAACUUUUUGAUUUUCUUUGCUUUUUACUGUUUUCUGGUGUUUCGACACUAGGUUGUGCAUGCUUGUAACACAUUUGGUUCUGUACCACUAUGUAUUUUCACUAUGAAAUGUGAGCAUUAAAUACUGAAUUAAGGAUUAUGUACAAAGAAUUCAGUAAAUACCGGUAGUCAUGUGUAAGAACAUGUACAGUCAUGUAAGUAUAGAGACUAUUCUAACUCUUCAUUUAAAAUACAGAUUAUCCUUCAUAAUGCGUACUGCUCAGCAGUGUUUUGUAGACGUGUUGCAAGAAUAAGUGCAACCAUGAGAUUGUGUAUAUUCUGUAUUUCACCCUAUGCCUGUAAAUCUAUUUUUCUUCCUAAAAUGAUGGUGGGUGCCAGUCUGUGUUUUAACUGUUUGUUCAGAACCCUAAACCCAGUAAAUUGGAUUAUUAUCAUAAUGCAGUGAGAAUAAUAAAUUAUCCAUUCUGUAAGGUAUUUAUUAUUCCCUGUCCAGCUGUCUGUAUAAAUGUAUGAUGGUCCAUUUCGUCAUCAUGAAAGUUUUUUAUAUUAUGACCAUAAGAAAUUGGCUUGCUAGUGCAGUAUUGGCUGUGUACACACGUGCGUGUAUGUCCAUUUAUAGUAGUCUUCAUGUAUUGCAUGAUAAUAUUUUUGAUUUGUUUCAUUCUGGUCCGUCACACUAACAAUUACAAAUAUAAAUCACUCCGUCCAAUGUGACCUG